AUGGGCCGCACCAUACGCCCAGAGACUAACCAGACCCCGAGGAACUAUCCAGGCUCGUCCACUCCUGGACUCAUGGAUGGAUACCUCCAUAAACCGCAGACCCUGAGCCACGAGAUACAAGGCCCCAACGCGGCCGACAGGUCGGAUAGGGACCGACCCACGCUCGCGGAUAUUAGUGCCAACCUCAAAGCACUCGCCACAGCAAUGGUCACGAAAACGGACCUACAGACGCUGUCUGAGACCAUCCACGAGGCCAUCUGCACCGAAGUGGCGACACUGAAGACGGAGUUGGUCUCCCAGGGCAACUGCAUACAGGUGCUAGACUAA
Molecule: messenger RNA, 327 nt
Organism: Pelobates cultripes (western spadefoot toad)
Lineage: Eukaryota; Metazoa; Chordata; Amphibia; Anura; Pelobatidae
Source: the annotation of a GenBank genome assembly